This is a messenger RNA of Monomorium pharaonis (pharaoh ant), 2482 nucleotides long. It is a transcript of the gene Atac2, whose product is annotated as cysteine-rich protein 2-binding protein. The coding region runs from base 443 to 2404 and encodes 653 amino acids. Gene Ontology annotation, molecular function: acyltransferase activity, transferring groups other than amino-acyl groups. NCBI's taxonomy places the organism in Eukaryota, Metazoa, Arthropoda, Insecta, Hymenoptera, Formicidae. The record is from RefSeq and is a predicted model, not a curated record. The transcript has 7 exons.
CAAUACAAUUUCAAUUCCCGCAGGUUAGUAACACUGUCGAAGUAGUAAAUUCGAUUUCAACGUGUCGCGAAAUUUAACAGUGUUUGUAAUUAACAAUGAACAAUUACGAGAAUGAAGUAAGUAAUAUAAUAAUAUAGUAGAUGUGGAAUAUUUUUAUCAUUCUUGUGCAUAAAUAUGCUGCUUUUUGGGGUAUUAAUAAGUCAUGAUAACUACAUUUUUAGGAAAUAAGCAGCGGUUUUACGAUGUGCACGUUUUGCCACUACUUCUACCUCCAUUAGACAAGCAGCAAAUUUAGUCAUGUGAUCUCUAUUUGCCACUGGUUUCUAGCGUUCAUGAAAUUGAUGCUUUAAACAAAAGUCUGUACGGGGACCCUAAGCGUGUGAUUGUUCAAAACGAAUGUACCUUUUGGCUAUAUAUAUCUUUGUUCUUGAAAAGCAUUAAAAUGUCGGAUAUUGUAAAACACAUGGAAAAGACGCAUUUGGAAGAGUCAAAUGAAAAAUGCAAAAAUUGCGGAGAAACAUGUGAUCCUUAUGCUAAACCAGCGUUACGUUGUAGCGGUGGAUGCAAUCAGAGAAUACAUACAAACUGCCUAAAGAGAGGCAGCGUUCCAGUUUCUUUCGUGGGAGAUGUUUUCUUUGAACUUAAUUGUGCCUCUUGUAAUCCCUUAAGCAAAGAAACGGUUGUGCGCGACAAAAUGCCGUGGCUCAACGUCAUUGUCUUAACGCUUUACAAUCUGCGUGAAAAAUCGAGUGGCAUUAGUAAAAGAGGAUACUUUCAUUGGAAGUCAGAUAUCAGUACUUUUGUGGAUAGAAAUUGGGAUUACUUAUUCAAAAAAACUGUGAAAAAGAAAAAAAAUUGGAUUGGCACCAUCUCUGGUACAUUGUCCCAUUACAGCAGCAUCUUUUUUAAAUCUGGUACCAAUGAAUUAGGAGAAUCUGGAUGGUGGAAAUUAUUGGGCAAUGAUCCUCCUGAAGUUUUGAUCGCCAAAAAUAACAAAGUGAUGAUGGAUAGGAAAAAACAUGUUGGCGCAAAGUCGUGCAAGUCAUCGGACAGUCCUGUACCAUCAGAUUCCAGUCUCUCGAUCGGAGAGGAUAGCAACAGUGGAGAACUAUUCAAAAAUAAAAGUUUUUCAAUGUAUACUCAUGCAUACGUUCAACCUACAGAGACAUUAUCUGAUUUUUUAUUCGAAGAAGAUGAGUUAAAUGAUAUGGAUCUCGAAGAUGAUAUAAUGUUACGUGACGAGAAUGAUGUUCCAUUUAUCUCCAAUUCGAUACGCGACUGUCAAGCUGAAAACAGCAAUUUGAAUUUAGUACAAUUGAUGGAUAACUGGUUGAAUAAUACGAGUAAUACUCUAUCGCCAAAUAGUGGCGACGAAAUUAAAAGGAUUAAGGAAGAAAGAUAUGAUGAGGACAGUAACGACAGCCCAGUUUCCAUGAGUACAUGGCUACAAGAGCAGCCUCCAGUUUCUUGGUUUAAAGAAACAAAACGCCGUCCACGACCUUGGGCUAAGUCAUUCAUUAACAACAAAGAAGAAAUAUCACGCAUGACUCGUCAAGAAGAAAUAUAUAUGCUUCAAAGAAUCGAUAAAAAUAAUCUCGACAAAGCUUCGACUGCUAUUAGAAGAUUAUAUCGAAAAUUAGCCGUGCGAAAAACGAAGAGAGAAUACAGACUUCCUCUAUUGGAUGUUGAUUGUUUUGGACCUAAAUCAGGAGCUUUCGUGACUCCAUUGAAAAGCGAUCGGGUGUUGGAUCGAUUUUUUAGUGAUGAUUUAAGAUGUAUUUUUGAGCACAGAUUGCAGGGUUACAAUGAACCUACAUCUGUACACAGCCCAUACACGAAUAGACUUUUGAAGCCAUUUAUAAGAAGAGCGACCGAUUGUCAACCGUUAUGGUUGCGGAUCAUGGAAGAGCUUUGUGCAAAAGUAAACAGAAAUAAUCCACAAUGGAAAGCGCCGGCCAGAGCAUCCAUCGAUUAUUCUUAUGUCAGACCUCAACAUAUUCCCGCAAUUAACAGUCUCUGUUGUCAAUUCUUCUGGCCUGGUAUAGAUUUGACCGAAUGUUUGCAAUAUCCAGAUUUCACAUGCGUUGUACUAUACAAGAAGUUAAUCAUAGGUUUUGCAAUUUUGGUGCCAUACGUUGGCUUUAAUGAAGCCUAUAUCUCUUUUUUUUUUACACGCCCAGAAUGGCGAAGGUCUGGCAUUGGCACAUUUAUGUUGUAUCAUUUGAUACAAACUUGCAUGGGGCGAGACGUUACGUUACACGUAUCGGCUACGAAUUCUGCUUUAAUAUUGUACCAAAAAUUUGGUUUUAAGGUGGAAGAAUUUAUUCAGGACUUUUAUGACAAAUACUUGCCAUCAAAUUCGCAAGAAUGCAAGCACGCUUUAUUUUUACGUUUAAGCAGAUAAUCUUAGUGUGAUUAUAAGCAAAAAGUUUUUUUUAAUAAAUCUGUUGAGCAUUGAUUAAUAAAUCUGCCUUUAUGUGCA